Messenger RNA from Mauremys mutica (yellowpond turtle), 4827 nucleotides. RefSeq names its product actin like 6A (gene ACTL6A). Bases 128 to 1417 code for a protein of 429 amino acids. Gene Ontology annotation, biological process: regulation of transcription by RNA polymerase II; nervous system development. Lineage: Eukaryota; Metazoa; Chordata; Testudines; Geoemydidae. Gene Ontology annotation, molecular function: chromatin binding. Gene Ontology annotation, cellular component: NuA4 histone acetyltransferase complex; SWI/SNF complex. The record is from RefSeq and is a predicted model, not a curated record. The transcript is spliced from 14 exons.
AGCAAGUUAGGUUCAGCCGGCGGUGUGAGUGAGCGCGGGCCGGACUCGCACUCGGCUAUUGUUGCUAGAACAGCUAGUUACCGGGGGGCCGCGGGGACCGCGGCGAGAGACAGGCCCAGUGGCAGCCAUGAGCGGCGGGGUGUACGGGGGAGAUGAAGUUGGGGCUCUUGUUUUUGAUAUUGGUUCCUAUACAGUGAGAGCUGGCUAUGCUGGUGAAGACUGUCCAAAGGUUGACUUUCCCACUGCUAUUGGUGUGGUACUGGAAAGGGACGAUGGCAGCACCCUGAUGGAAAUAGAUGGUGACAAAGGCAAACAAGGGGGCCCUACUUACUACAUAGACACCAAUGCACUGCGAGUUCCAAGGGAAAACAUGGAGGCUAUUUCACCCUUAAAAAAUGGAAUGAUUGAGGACUGGGAUAGUUUCCAGGCAAUCUUGGAUCACACAUACAAGAUGCACAUUAAAUCUGAAGCAAGUUUGCACCCUGUCCUAAUGUCUGAAGCACCAUGGAAUACCAGAGCAAAGCGUGAGAAAUUGACAGAACUGAUGUUUGAACAUUACAAUAUCCCUGCUUUUUUCUUGUGUAAAACUGCAGUUCUUACAGCCUUUGCUAAUGGUCGAUCCACAGGCCUGAUUUUGGAUAGUGGGGCAACUCACACCACUGCUAUUCCAGUGCAUGAUGGAUAUGUACUUCAACAAGGCAUUGUAAAAUCACCCCUUGCUGGAGACUUUAUUACUAUGCAGUGCAGAGAACUGUUUCAGGAAAUGAACAUAGAGCUAAUCCCGCCAUAUAUGAUUGCAUCAAAGGAAGCAGUUCGCGAAGGAUCACCAGCAAAUUGGAAGAGAAAAGAGAAGUUACCGCAGGUCACGAGAUCUUGGCACAACUAUAUGUGUAAUUGUGUAAUUCAGGAUUUCCAAGCCUCUGUCCUCCAAGUGUCAGAUUCAACCUAUGAUGAACAGGUAGCUGCACAGAUGCCGACCGUUCAUUAUGAAUUCCCCAAUGGUUACAAUUGUGACUUUGGUGCAGAACGUCUAAAAAUUCCCGAAGGACUAUUUGACCCUUCUAAUGUAAAGGGCUUAUCUGGCAACACAAUGCUGGGUGUUAGCCAUGUUGUCACCACAAGCGUUGGAAUGUGUGAUAUAGACAUCAGACCAGGCCUCUAUGGCAGUGUGAUCGUAGCAGGAGGAAACACUUUAAUACAGAGUUUUACAGACAGACUGAACAGGGAGCUCUCUCAGAAAACUCCACCAAGUAUGCGGCUGAAGUUGAUAGCAAACAACACAACAGUGGAGCGGAGGUUCAGUUCAUGGAUUGGUGGUUCAAUUUUGGCUUCUCUGGGUACCUUUCAACAGAUGUGGAUCUCUAAACAGGAGUAUGAAGAAGGAGGGAAGCAGUGUGUAGAAAGGAAAUGCCCAUAGACCUCACACUGUGAGAAACUGCUGCCUUCCCAAUGCUCCUUAUGUUUCAUAGCUUUAGUGUACUCAGGAAUGGGAUGGAAUCUUUUGUAGAAAGUUUAUACUGUUCUGGUUUUUUUGCAUACUUCAAGAUCCAUUUUUACAAACCGUAGACAUUGUUUAAAAGGCCUAACUGUUCCUGUCAAAGAAAAUGGAUGUUUCAUCCCUUGAAAUGCAAUAACUCUUAUAAGUAUUUUAUAAUUUUGUAUAAAUGUCUAUUUUCUCUAAAAAUCUUUUCCUGUGGGUAGCUUUACAGGUUAGCUGGUAGAUGCAAUACUUUGAAAUGCUCUUGCAUCAAAUUUAUUAAAAAAAAUCUUGUCUACUUUUACAGAUUAGUCUUCCCUGUUGAUAUGCUGUCCAUAACAAAUUACUCUAAUUUGUCUUUUAAAAAAAUAGCCGUUUUCACAUUUUGAGCAACACUGUUUUUCAGCAAGCAUUCGUACUCUUCUGUAAUUAAUAAACAAUCCAGAUGGAAAACUAUUUUUUAUACUUAUAUCUAUCUUAGGCAGCCCAUUUCAACAUAAAUUGUGAAGCUGCUGCAACAGCACGAGCCUUGUAGUGGAAAGUGUUCUCUUGAUAUUCUUCUCUUUCAUGCUGUACUAUGACGUAGUUAAGGCCCAGAAUAUAGGCUAUGUAUAAAUUAUAAAACUGUUAUGAAUAGAAGUGAUUUCAUUUCAGUGAAUAUUUGGCAUAUACCGUGCUUUCCACCUUCAGACGUAUGAGAAUGCAGUUAGCUUGGACAACGUCUGUGAUCUAGGUUAGUAGUGUCCUCAUUUUAGAGAUUGGGAACCUGAGGCAGAGAACAGUGACUGCCUAAAGCCACAAAGGAAAUUUGUGUCCAAGCCUGGUUUUACAACUCAAGACCACCUGGCUCUGUUCUAUAUUUAGAUUCCACCCCUACCAUAAUGAAGUUUUGGUUCUGAAUUUUAAAAUUCCCGUUAGAAAAGCACUGUGCACAUUUGUUCUUUAAACAGUUAAAAAUGGCCACGUGAAAGCUCUUGACACUUUAAUAAUGAUAAACCAAUACCACAAAAUAGUCAUGCAGGAAAUAAAUGAACACAGCUAGCCAAUAACUUAAAAUCAAAAUGCUCCAUCUCCCAGGAACCUCUCUACAUGCCUCAUCAACUAAAUGACUUUAACAGCAUGCCUUGAUGGUCAUCAGUUUGGGCUAUUUUGGAUCAAAGGAGAGCCCAAGUUCUAGAUUCUCAGGGCUGUUGGCUGCUAGCACGGGCCUCUCUCAAAACAAGGCAGGAUCCAACUCAAGUGCCUCUGACUGCAACUGCAGUAUGGCAUACAGAGAGGGGUGAUUGUUCUGGCAGUCAAGGGAGGACAAAUCAACUGAUUAGGAGAAACUUAAAUGGUGAAAUGGUUACAACUGUACAACCACAUUCAGGUGCCCUCAGUGAAAUGUCAGGAUAUAUCAGAUAUAUGUUGGCAACAGGGCAACGAGAAAAUAAAGUUGACUACUUAUUACUCCCUAAACCUAAGAAGGAAAACACUAUGAUGCAGAAUGCCAGAGCCUGUUUGUUAUGUGUAUAAAUAAUGGAAUAAUUUAUACCCCUCUAUCAAUUAUAGAGUGAGGGAAAGCCCACUGUAUACUUUCUUCUAAGGACAAAAAAAAAAAUUAUAGUAUGACUAAAAAAAAUCACUCAUCUGUGAAGUUAACUAGUGCCUUUCCCAGAGCAAAAACAAUUUCACCUACUUAAAAACAAACCCCUCUCCACAUUUUUUGCUGUUUUAUCCUUUAUGCUGCAGGGGAAUAUUUAGGAAGGCUAAUAUUUUCUCAGGUAUUUGAUUCCAUCACAGCUUGUCCUAUUUGAUUACUUUUGUAGAUGGUAGUGUUAAAUGUAGCUAGUUUUGUGGAAGGUAUCAUGUUUGUAAACAGUGAUUCUGCUUUAAUUUUGUAAAAGAUUCAGUGAGUGGUUAUUGGUAUGCAAUUCAACUCCUGUUCACUGUGAAACUGAGUACUAAAGAUGAGUAAGCUCUUAUGUCUUACCUACUCUAUCUAGGUAAAAGUAGAGUUUCACUUAGACAGGAAAAAGUUCUCUUUUGCAUUGAUUGGGACAAUUAUUUGAAUCCAAGGUGGUUGUCACUGCAUUUAGCAUGGUUGAAUCUAGCCACAUCUGUCCUUUCUUUCAAACAGAUACUGCUAACUGCACUCUUAAUUUUUAAUUUAUUUCUUAACUAAACAUUCUGGAAGACCAAAAGUGUUCUACAAGUGCAAGUCAGGUGCACUGAAUGGUUUUGUAAUGGAAAAUGCCUUCUGUACAGAUAUAGCUUUUAGGUAGCUCAAGUUACAUACACAUUUUCAAUGCUGCAGAAUUAUAGAAUUCAGUUGUCCGUUGAUUAAGUCUCCAUAGUAGAUCCCGGCACCAGUUGCAUUAAAUUAAUUAUCAAUUGACAGCUAACAAAUGCUUCUGCUACAACCAUAUGAAAAUAUUUCACUUUUCUAAAUAUCUUUACUAAUAGGGAAGAGCUGGGUGCUGCUAUGUACAUCUUAGUAUACAUCAUACAUGAAACUACCUAAACUUUAAUUACAAAUAGGAAAUAGCAAAGUUGUUCUUUACUUGUUACUUAGGUGUCAAGCGUUGUGCUACUAAUAAUGCAAAUAUUUAUUUCUGAAGAAUAUUUGAAAGCUUUCCCCUGCCAGGAGCAUAAUUAGGCUGCAGGCUCUAAUGUGAUAAAGCAAAGAGCCAGUGACUUACAGAAAUAAGUGUAGGGCUAUGUUAGAAAAUGUGAACAUUUCCACUGAAUCUACCAAAGAUAACCAGGAAUUUAGCCUGUGCUAUCUUCAAGCUAUUCCCUCCUUACUAAGAAAACUUGGACACAGCUAUCAAGUCAGAUUUAAAAUUAAUUUGACUGAAGUUCCCUAUCUAAUUUACCAUUGCUUUCUGUAGAGAUGUUGCUCUUGAGCUUUCUAUUCCUUUCCCUUACCUACUUGAUUUUACAACUAGGUGGUCAGUUUGCUGCUGUAAUUUGCUGCCUAAUGCAUUUGUUAUUUUGUUGUACUUAAACAGUCCAGUGCAUUGGACAGCUGCUAUAGCUUGUAUAAUGUGCUAUGUUAAGUGUAAAAAAAGAUGAAAAAAGGGAGAGAAGACCUCUUUAUUAAAAGCUAAAGCAGACACACGUCUACAACUGCCUUGACUGGAAUCUCUCUUGCAGAUGCUUUUUUACUAUUAAGCAUAUACAGUUCAGCUUUAUAGUAAAUGACACGUAAUAUUAAAACAUUAAUUUUCAGCACCUGGUUUCUGGAAAAGUAAUAUUUUAUCAAUCAGUUAAAUGACUCAGUACAAAUUUAUAUUGUUUUGCUCUGAAGGUCUCUCAACCCAGUUAUGAAUUUUAUUUUUAGGGUUGAGGAGCUUUAUUUGGGCAGG